AUGUGUGAUGAUGUGGAACCUAAUUUUGACGCUAUGAAUGACGGAGUUGAACCUGUUAUGAUUGAUUUGACUGAUGUGUUUACUACCGGCAUGCUGUUCGAUACACGAGAUGAAUUAUUGAAAUGGGCUAGAAAUGUUGGAAGGGAAAAUGGAAUUGUUGUUGUGAUUUUUAGAUCUGAAACUGCAACAGCACGACCAAGAACAAAGACAAAAUUAAUUCUUGGUUGUGAAAGAAGUGGUAAAUAUAGACCUUGGAAGAAUCCUAAUCUUACGAGGAGUACUUGGACUAGAAAAUGUGAUUGUCCAUUUAGAUUGAGAGGAACACGAUCAAGUGUUGGUGAUGGAUGGUAUUUGCAUGUAAUAUGUGGUCUCCAUAACCACGAAUUGGCCAAAAAACUAACCGGUCACUCUUUCUUAGGCCGAUUGUCUCAAGAUGAGAAAAAUGUACUUGGUUUACUUAAAGUCAUAUUCCCCUAUACCACCAGCAAGUAA
Messenger RNA from Cicer arietinum (chickpea), 492 nucleotides. NCBI's taxonomy places the organism in Eukaryota, Viridiplantae, Streptophyta, Magnoliopsida, Fabales, Fabaceae. The record is from RefSeq and is a predicted model, not a curated record.